AUGUUCCAAUUACCUUUAGUAUCGUCUUCUUAUCCUUGGUCCAUUUAUGUGGUGGACAAAAGGGGUGAUGGUGUUGAUAAACCGUUCCCGUGGAUACCUUUGCAGAGAACUCUGAUGGAGCACGUGUCGGCCGAUCAGAUCGUCCAUUUCUCCAUGGAGGAAAUCCAUUCGGACAGGGUCCGCAAAGCUCGAGUGUUGAUUGGCCGGUUUUUUUCGGAAAAUAGCCUAUCCCUGGUGGAGCUGCGAGACUCGGUGAAUACUCAUUGGCAAGGUCAAGGGCGGAUUCAGGUGCGACUGGCAACACACGGGCUCUAUGAAUUCACCCUCCCCGAUGAAGCGGCCAAGCUCUGGGUCCUUAGGCGAAACCCAUGGGUGAUCAAGGAUAGGAUCCUCCAGCUCCGGGCAUGGACCCCGACAAUCACAAAAAGGGUCUUUGAUAAACUAGCAAUAGCUCCAUUUCGUGUUCAAAUGUGGGACAUCCCAGAAUAUUGUUGUACCCAACAUUUUGGCCGCAAAAUGGCGAAUGCCACAAUCGGCCAUGUGCUCGAAGCUUGA
Linum trigynum is the source of this 555-nucleotide messenger RNA. Lineage: Eukaryota; Viridiplantae; Streptophyta; Magnoliopsida; Malpighiales; Linaceae. The record is from the annotation of a GenBank genome assembly.